This is a messenger RNA of Schistosoma spindalis, 858 nucleotides long. The record is from the annotation of a GenBank genome assembly. Lineage: Eukaryota; Metazoa; Platyhelminthes; Trematoda; Strigeidida; Schistosomatidae.
AUGACAAAUAGUAUCAUGAAACAAGAUGAAUUUUGUAUUACAAGUAUAUUUCUGACUUCUAUUAUCGUUGAACGAUAUUUAUCAAUAUGUCAUCCGUUUAGAAGAAUUUUACGAUUUUCACAGUAUGAUACUGGACAUCCGUGUAAUCGUACUUCAUAUAUGCAUAAUGUCAAUAGUAAAGCAUCUCACAGUAGUGAAAGAAUAUCAAAAGUAAUGAAUUCACAGAUGAGAAACAGUACACAAAUACAUUGUUCAAAUGGUCAGCCACAUUAUAAACGCGGCCAUACACCGUAUAUGGUGCAAAUCAAUGCUCUUAAAUCAUGCUUUCUAUUAAUUUUCUGUGUUUGGAUUAUUGGCAGUUGUUGUGCUGUAGUAAUCGCUGGAUUAUCAAAAGUAUUUUAUGCUGUCAAUUUACCUACUAUUGGCACAUUUAUAAAUAAUACGUGUACUAAUCAUUAUCACACUGCAGUGAUUCAAUUUUAUUUGACAUCUGACUGUUUAUUAAACAGUGAGAUGUGGACACCAGGUGAAGCUUUACCCGACUCAGCAGUAUGUGCACCGUCUAAUGAUUCAAAAUGGGCUGCAUAUCUCAGUAUUCCAGUCGUUUUACAAUUAUGGACAUUUUUAUUCUUUUUUACUCCAAUGGUUAUUAUGUCUGUUUUGUAUGGAUUAAUGGCGAUGCAAUUAAGUCAUUCAAAUCUUGGUCUUCGUGCACAGAGUAAGUCCAAACACGGAAAGGCUCAAUCAUCUUCAUGCAGCAUAUCCAAAACUCGUUCAUCAGGAAAUUGUCGAAGAGGUAUUGUUAGAAUGCUAGGUAAAUCUUUCAGAAAUUACAUAUGUAGUAUCAUUUUAGACUAA